Messenger RNA from Musa acuminata subsp. malaccensis (wild Malaysian banana), 1309 nucleotides. RefSeq lists its product as uncharacterized. Gene Ontology annotation, molecular function: aminoacyl-tRNA deacylase activity. Lineage: Eukaryota; Viridiplantae; Streptophyta; Magnoliopsida; Zingiberales; Musaceae. The record is from RefSeq and is a predicted model, not a curated record.
GCCCUAGUCUAUUGUCUGUCUGCCAUCGGAUCACAACUGAGCGCAGGCUCUCCUCUUCUUCUUCCUCGGUCGCCUCAAAUCGAUAUGGGUUAUACCAAGGAUCAGCUUCUUGCUCGCUUAAAGGAACUUCAGAUUGAUUUUGUUUGCUAUGAUCAUCCUGCUGUCUUGACUGUUGAGGCUCAGGCAAAGUAUGUUGGACAUUUGGGUGGCGCAUUAAGUAAAAAUUUGCUGUUAAAGGACAAGAAACAUAGAUAUUAUGUUGUUUCUGCUCUUGCAAACACAAACAUUGACUUAAAAGUUUUGUCCCAAAGACUCGGCCUUGGAAAAGGAGGUUUGCGAAUGGCUGCUGAAGAAGCUUUGCAAGAAAUACUUCAGGUACCACUAGGAUGUGUAACACCACUUGCACUAAUUAAUGAUUCUGCAAGAGAUGUCUCACUAUUGCUGGAUCAAGGAUUCAAAUCUCAACAAUCCUGCUAUUUCCACCCACUCACAAAUGAAGUGACUCUUUCUAUAAGUGCAAGCAGCUUGGACAAGUUUCUGAUUUCAAUAGGAAGACAACCCUCAUAUGUGGAUUUGGAGGCUAAUCCAGCGGUAGGCAAGGACAAUCCACCUGAUCUUGCUUCUCUUGCUCCAUCUGGAGUUCCCACUCUUCCAGAUAAAGUAGAAAAUGCUGUUACUUCUAUUCCCACUGGAAAUGAUGGGCUUACAGUGAAGAAGCCAACAAAGCUUGCUGGAGAAGCCAAAAGUCCAGCUGCUUUACAAAAAGAGAAGUUGCAGAAAGUUCAAAGCUCAAUAGAUCCAUUGGCUGAAGCUACCAAUAUUGAGAAACUCGUGAAGGAAAUCAUGGAUAAAACAUCCACAGCCUUUCUGAACGAGAUAACUAAGGAUCUAAAUGAUCCACAAAUUGCACCUUCAGUUUCAGAUGUUGUCAAAAGACGUGUCAGUUCUGACUUGGAGCACAUGAUGAUGAGCCUGAAGAAUGCAGCAUACACACAAGGGUUUCAGGCAGGUUUCCAGGCUACACUUAGAUCAAGUCUUCAGAGCAUAUCAAUGCAGAAAUAGUGAGACUUCAUCGUUAUAUGACUAGGGAUCCAGGAUCCCAUUCAAUUACUGAUCUUUUGACAUAUAUUUGUAAUUCAGGUCUUGUCUGAUUAACAUCUUGCAUUAUGCUACAAUGUUUUCAGUUUCUUACUCCAUUUGCCUGUCAAUGUUUCAUCUCUAUAAAUUCAUGUAGAUGUGGAUACAUAACGUUUUCGUGUGUCAGUAGAUCUUGAAAGGCUAUGUUUAAUAUAUAGAUGUUUAACUUCUA